AUGCUUGAAUCUGGGCUGCGCACUGCUUCCAGAGCGGCGAGGUUUGCCAGGGGGCCCGAGCGAAUCUGGGUAUGUUCGCCAUGUCGAAACGCGCUUCUGCGGAAAUCGCAAUCACAAUCGCAAUCGCAAUCGCGCGGCCUCAGCACGGCGCCGUCGCGAGAUCCCGACAAGAAGCCAUUUUAUGUUACCACGCCGAUAUUCUACGUCAAUGCCGCUCCCCAUGUGGGCCAUCUGUAUACCAUGAUACUCGCGGACGUUUUGAAACGGUGGCAGAUUCUGCUUGGGAAUACGGACGCGAAGCUCCUUACGGGCACGGAUGAGCAUGGCUUGAAGAUUCAACAAGCUGCAGCGGCACUUGGGGUGACGCCGCAAGCGCUAUGCGACCAGAACUGCAAAACGUUCCAGGUAUGUGUGAUUCGAAGAAGUGGGGAUGGACUGUUAUGGCAAUUGGGGCGGGCUGACGCUCAGGAUUUGGAUUUGAAGAAUCUUGCUAGGAAGGGGAAUGUGGGCUACGAUCACUUUAUACGGACGACGGACGCAGAGCACAAGGAGGCGGUGCGAUACUUUUGGGACAUGCUUAACCACCGCGGCUAUAUUUAUACGUCGAAGCAUGAAGGAUGGUAUUCUGUCAGCGACGAGGCGUUCUACCCCCCCUCAGCCGUCCAGCCGACCCUAGACCCGUCCACGGGGCGCAAAAUCAUUACGUCUAUAGAAACCGGGAAGGAAGUGCAGUGGGCCUCGGAGGAGAACUACCAUUUCCGGCUCUCUGCUUUCCAGGAGCCGCUGCUCGAGCAUUUCAGGAAGAACCCCGACUUCAUCACGCCGAGGAACUACAUGGACGGCAUUGUCAGCGCUGUCACGUCGGGAUUGCAAGACCUGUCAAUAUCGAGACCCGCCAGCAGGCUGAAGUGGGGGAUCCCUGUGCCAUACGACGAGUCGCAGGUCAUCUACGUCUGGCUGGAUGCACUGGUGAACUACAUCACGUAUGCGGGAUAUCCGUUCCCGCCCGGCGCGCAGUCGAUAUGGCCGGCGGAUGUGCAGGUGGUUGGGAAAGAUAUACUCCGGUGA
This is a messenger RNA of Histoplasma capsulatum G186AR, 1068 nucleotides long. RefSeq names its product methionine-tRNA synthetase. Bases 1 to 1068 code for a protein of 355 amino acids. The transcript is spliced from 5 exons. The record is from RefSeq and is a predicted model, not a curated record. Gene Ontology annotation, molecular function: ATP binding; methionine-tRNA ligase activity. NCBI's taxonomy places the organism in Eukaryota, Fungi, Ascomycota, Eurotiomycetes, Onygenales, Ajellomycetaceae. Gene Ontology annotation, biological process: methionyl-tRNA aminoacylation.